Molecule: messenger RNA, 3591 nt
Organism: Neopelma chrysocephalum (saffron-crested tyrant-manakin)
Lineage: Eukaryota; Metazoa; Chordata; Aves; Passeriformes; Pipridae
Gene: TRMT11
Product: tRNA methyltransferase 11 homolog
Exons: 12
Coding region: 19-1308 (429 amino acids)
Biological process (GO): methylation
Cellular component (GO): cytoplasm
Molecular function (GO): nucleic acid binding
Source: RefSeq, a predicted model, not a curated record
GGCGGGGGAUGGCCGGACAUGGAGCUGGGAGCUCCGGCGCUCCGGCGGUAUUUGCUGCUGCUGGCGCAGGAGCACCUCGAGUUCCGCCUGCCGGAAAUAACAUCAUUGCUCUCCCUUUGUGGUGGAAAAUUCAGUGGUGAGCAAGAAAUUCGUGUAAAUUCUCCAUUUUGGAUUCUCAAUAUUCCUUCAGAAGAAAUGGCAAGGGGACUAAUGAAACGGACAGUAUGUGCAAAGUCUAUAUUUGAACUGUGGGGUCAUGGAAGAUCUGAGGGGGAGCUCUAUGCCUCUCUGAAGAACUAUCCAGUGGACAAGAUGCUUCCAUAUCUACAGUCAGACUCUACUUACAAAGUACAUAUUCAUACAUUUAAUAAAACACUGACUCAAGCACAGAAAAUAAAAAAGAUUGAUGCCCUUGAAUUUCUGCCAUUCAAAGGAAAAGUAAAUUUAAAGAAUCCAGAACACAUCUUCUGGAUUUUGGAAGAUUAUGGAAUGAACCCAAAUAAUGUUCCAGAAGAGCCCUUUCAUCUGUAUUUUGGUAGAUGGAUUGCAGAUGGCCAAAGAGAACUCAUUGAAUCCUACAGUGUAAAGAAGAGACACUUCAUUGGAAAUACAAGCAUGGAUGCCUGCCUGUCUUUUAUUAUGGCCAACCAUGGGAGAGUAAAACCCAAUGAUGUUGUAUAUGAUCCAUUUGUUGGAACAGGUGGCCUUCUAAUCUCCUCAGCACACUUUGGAGCAUAUGUGUGUGGUACUGAUAUAGAUUACAACACAAUCCAUGGAUUAGGCAAGGCAAGCAGAAAGAACCAGAAAUGGAGAGGGCCAGAUGAAAAUAUCAGAGCUAAUCUCCGACAGUAUGGUUUAGAGAAAUACUACCUCGAUGCACUGGUUGCUGAUUCUUCAAGGCCAAUAUGGCGAAAAGGGAUGCUGUUCGAUGCAAUCAUUACAGACCCACCAUAUGGUAUCAGAGAAGCUACUCGCAGAACAGGUUCACAAAAGGAAGCAGUUAAGUCAGUUGAAAGAAGAUAUACAGAAGAAAUCAUUCCCCGCCACCCGUGCCUGAAACUUAUUAGCAACUGUGAGCAGAUGCUUUCCAGCCACACAUCAAGGCGCCUGAUUACCAUGGAAAAGGUGAAAGAAUUCAAGUCUGGAAGCAAACCAGUGGCAAUACCUGCUGAACAUACUAUCCUGAAGUCUAAUGAUUGCAUUUUGAUACUAUACAGGAUCAAGAUGAGAAUUCUUACUUGUUGGAUGGCCAGUAUAUGCCAUACAGGGGACACAAUUCUUUCCGUGAGAAGUAUUUCAGUGGUGUGACAAAGAGGAUUGCCAAGGAAGAAAAAGACAAUCAGAAGUAAAAUAUAAUAUAAACAGAUUAAAAAAUGAGAAAAGAACGGAGAUCGUGUUUCUUUGUAAGGACAUCUGGAUAUGAACAUUCAUUUGGAUGUUUCAGAAAAACAAAUACUGCUUUUAAUUUUAAAACAAGAUGAAACCCACAACACAGGUUGAGAGCCAUUCUUUUUAAUUAGCUUUGUUUACAGCAGAUUUUAUUGUACAAGUUUUUUGAGUCUUAUUUAAUUUAUAUUUGUACUUUCAAGUACUAAUGAUGAUUGACUAAAACCAUUAUUAUUGUUCUUUCACCAUUAACAUUUACAAAAAAGUAGCAGUAUUAUUUGGCUUCUUAAACUGUGAACAUCUGGCUGUUUGAGAAACACGUGGUGGUGAUCAAGAAUUGCUUAUUAAGAAGAUCAUUUUCAUUUGUUUUGUUUCUUUGUAAAUUGUACACAAUAAAACAAGAUUGUCGUGAGUUUUUUUUAAUUAUUGCAUGCAGUAAUUGCUUGAAUGAAUUCCACUUGCUCUGGCUGAGGUCAGAAGUAUUUAAAACAAAUAAAAAAUGCAAAGAAACAACUGGGCACGUGCACACCCCACAAAAAAAAAAGAAAGUCUCUGUGACCUGACAAACUCUGGAGAGCCUAUUAAACCCUGUGAAGCCUGUCCACGUCUGAAGCUCAUCUGUACCUUGGAUUUGCUUUUGCAUUCCUAAACCUUGACUCUUGGUCAAGCCAACUGUCUGCAAUUUUUGGUUCAGAAAUUGAUAGUUAAACCAGUAACAACAACAGCAUAAAAUCAGUAAUGGUUCCCUAAUGGUAUUAAGCCUAAUCAAAUCAUUGAAACUGAAGUUGCAUUUGUUAAAGGGCAGACUUUGCUGAAUCCACACCGUGUCCAUCAUGAAAAUACCUCAUUUGAAAACCACUAAGCCCAUUAAUUCAGGAUGUUAAUGGUCCUUCUCAUUUUGGUGGUCGAAUAUGGUCACAUAUUCUUCAGCAGGGCAUUUACUUGCUCUAGCCAGAGGAACCCUGCUUCUCAACUUACCACAGGUCACUGACUAUGGUCAUGUUAGAAUCUUUGUAGAUCAUAGUUUUUAAGUGCCUCUCCAAGGAAGGCACGAGUCAUUGUGUGUAUCCGAUCAAGUUCAUUAACUGAAUUUGCUCUUCUGUGUUUUGUGGUCCUUAGCUGCAGCAGGAAGGCUUACAAACUCAAUGACAGCUUUGUCUGACCUUCUGGAUCUAAUCUGUUGUGUGUUAAAAAGUUCUCAAAUUGUGAUUUAUUUUCUCUGUUUCCAUUAUAAAUCACUUUUUUUUGAGACAUCUUAUGUCAGCCUUAUAAUAGUUGUUCUGGGCUAAACUUGGAGCAAGAUCAAAAGCUCAGAAAAUUUUUUGAAAGUAGAAUUUGAAUUGAUUGCUUUCAAAUAUUACCUCAAAAAUUACUACUUCUGAAAACCUGUCUUCAUUUUAACAUUACAAUUUGGCAUUCAGCUUUUAUUACUUUACAAAUUAAAAUUACUUUCAGUUCUUCAUAGGCAAGAAAUUUUUCUAAAUGGAUUUAUUAUGCCUUUAUAACUUCAUUUUCCUAAAAGUUACCUUACACAGACAUGAUCUACAUAGUUAUACAAGAGGGAAGGUAGUGGCAAAUCUGGCUCUGUCUUUUCAAUGAAAAUGAUUGAGUUUAUUUCUCCUCUACCUGGUCCAACUUUUAGUCCCUUCAUCAGUGGUGCUGUAGCCUCUGUUUAGCAGUUCAUACAUAACAGCUCUAUCAUUACUCAAGAAUACCAUUUUGAACAGAAACUGCAAGUGUAUUUGGGGUACUGCAUCAACACCCACUAAUCAAAAAUCAUUUAGAAUUGAAAUCAGAUGUUCAAACUCUGCUGAUCCGCAACUUUAAAGCUAUGAUUUGGAAAUAUUCCUCAUGUUUAAAUUUCUCCUUGUUUAAUGUGCACGCUCCAGCCUGUUGUACGUGCAGCCUUGCAAAGCACAGGCAUGUAUAGCUGUAAAGCCGUGACGCAGUCCUUGCUCUUGCUCUGUCGAAGGACUGACAGGCGGGUGAGUUAUCGUUUCGGCAGGACUUGGCCAUCCAUGGCCGCGGUUUCUGGCACUUUCGUUCAAUCUGGUUCCAUUCAGUCUCUUUCUGAGUAGUUCCAGUUUCCUGUCCCUGGCGGGGAGCAUCAGUUCACAAUCCCGCGCUGAACUCGUGCCAUUGUCAUUCUCUUUUUUGGGGUGGUUUGUGCCAUUUUCCAGUUUUUAAAGAUAAAUGUUAUUUUUG